This is a messenger RNA of Hippocampus comes (tiger tail seahorse), 2932 nucleotides long. RefSeq names its product RAP1, GTP-GDP dissociation stimulator 1 (gene rap1gds1). The record is from RefSeq and is a predicted model, not a curated record. The transcript is spliced from 15 exons. NCBI's taxonomy places the organism in Eukaryota, Metazoa, Chordata, Actinopteri, Syngnathiformes, Syngnathidae. Gene Ontology annotation, biological process: positive regulation of GTPase activity. The coding region runs from base 428 to 2251 and encodes 607 amino acids. Gene Ontology annotation, molecular function: protein binding; guanyl-nucleotide exchange factor activity.
UUUUAUUUUGAAAGCUUAUCCGGAAAACUUAUUUUACUAACCGACCCAAUUCUUUCCCUGGAGUGGUCCUGUAGUGUUAAAGACGUUCUUACUUUAAAAAAAUAAAAUAAACUCCACUAUAGGCCUAGGGGUGGGGGGCAAUGACAGCAAGUUAAUAGUAUAGCAACAGCGAGUCGCAGAAUUGCACCCUUUUUGAGCGAGGUGCUGACUGGCUGAGUGCUAGCUGGUUAGCUCACUCGCCACAUCAGCGAAGACGUUCUGGAGAUAAGACAAGCGUGGCGAGAAGGAAAAAGAAGAAGACGAAGCAGCAGCAGCGCGUAUGUGUAUAUCGGGGGGAGCCGGCCUUCAUUAGACCCCGCUACAACGAGCUGGAGAGCUUCCACACACCCCCACGUUCGUCUCUUUCCCGGUGCAGCAUCCCGUCGAGAUGGACAACUUGAGUGACGCCUUGGCGAAGCUGAAACUGGCAUCCACAGACAGCGCCUCGGAUAGUGUGGAGAGCUGUCUGGACUGCCUGCUGAAAGCGCUGCUCAACAACAACACGGAGGCCAGUGUGAAAAUCCAGGAGAUGGGCAUUCUCCCCCUGCUCUCCACCCUGCUUAACCCCCAGUCAUCCUGCACCCCCAAAGUCGCCAAUAUCAUCGCAGAGGUGGCCAAAAACGAGUUCAUGCGGACUCCCUGUGUGGAAGCGGGCCUCAUCCCUCCGCUCAUUCAGCUGUUGAACUCCACCGAUCAGGAGAUUCUACUGCAGACGGGUCGGGCUCUAGGGAACAUCUGUUACGACAGCCAUGAGGGCAGGAGUGCAGUUGACCUGGCAGGAGGGGCUCAGAUAGUAGCCGAACACAUUAAAACCCUCUCCCAAAAUACAGAGCCGGAAAAUGAGAAGCUCUUGACAGUCUUUUGUGGCAUGCUGAUGAACUAUAGCAAUGAUAAUGAUUCCCUCCAAGGCCAGCUGAUCAGCAUGGGUGUGAUCCCCACUCUGGUGAAGCUGCUCGGCAUCCAUUCCCACAACGCCGCCCUGACGGAAAUGUGUCUCAUCGCCUUUGGGAAUUUAGCUGAGCUCGAGUCGAGCAAGGAGCAGUUUGCCUCCACCAACAUCGCUGAGGAGCUGGUGCGCCUUUUCCAGAAGCAAGUGGAGCAUGAAAAGAAAGAAAUGAUAUUUGAGGUCCUGGCUCCCCUCGCAGAAAAUGAUGCGAUCAAGUUGCAGAUGGUGGAGGCGGGCCUGGUGGAAUGUCUCCUGGAGGUGGUGGCCCAGACUGUGGACGGCAAGCGGGAGGAGGACGUCGCCCAGCUGAAGACGGCCUCUGACCUCAUGGUGCUCCUUCUGCUCGGAGACGAGUCCAUGCAGAAGCUGUUCGAGGGAGGGAAGGGCAGCGUCUUCCAGAGGGUGCUUUCCUGGAUCCCAUCGCACAACCACCAGUUGCAACUGGCCGGUGCGCUUGCCAUUGCUAAUUUUGCCCGCAAUGAUGGUAACUGCAUCCACAUGGUGGACACUGGUAUCGUACAGAAGCUUUUGGAGCUGUUGGAUCGGCACAUUGAUGAAGGCAAUGUCACAGUUCAACACGCAGCUCUCAGUGCUCUUCGGAACCUGGCCAUACCUGUUGUGAACAAAUCCAAGAUGCUGUCAGCUGGAGUCGCCGACGUGGUGUUGAAGUUCUUGCAGUCAGAGAUGCCGCCGGUGCAGUUUAAACUUCUGGGGACCUUGCGCAUGCUAAUCGACACACAAGUGGAAGCAGCGGACCAGCUUGGGACCAACGGGAAACUGGUGGAGCGGCUGGUGGAGUGGUGUGAAGCCAAAGAUCAUGCCGGGGUGAUGGGCGAGUCCAACAGGCUCCUUUCUGCUCUCAUUCGACACAGCAAGUCCAAGGACGUCGUCAGGACAGUCAUCCAGGGUGGCGGAGUCAAGCACUUGGUCACCAUGGCAACCAGUGAGCACAUGAUCAUGCAGAAUGAAGCGCUGGUGGCGCUGGGCCUCAUCGCGGCGCUCGAUUUGGCUGCAGCCGAGAAGGACUUUGAGGAAGCGAACCUCGUUGCUGUGCUUCACAAGCUGUUGUCAGAUGAGAGGAGCGCGCCGGAGAUUAAAUACAACUCCAUGAUCCUCAUCUGUGCUGUCAUGGGAUCCGAGCCCCUCCACAAAGAAAUCCAGAGCCGGGCGUUCAUCGAUGUGGUGUCCAAACUUCGCUCACACGAAAACAAGACAGUGUCCCACCAGGCGUCGCUCACAGAGCAGCGGCUAACCGCCCAGAGCUAAACGGCUCGGUGUGCCGUCAAACAAAACCUCCCCAAACCCCCCGCAGCUGAACGCCCUGCACCUGAUCACCCGAUGAAUGCGCGACCCCUUGUUCUGUAAGCCCAUCGUCACGUGCCAAGGUACCAUGUUGCAUUAACUGCCAGACAGACAUCCUCUUGACUCGUGCUAAGGACAGACUGAUGUACAUCACGGAUGGAGAGCCGUCAUGAGAUUUAUUGAGGUGAGGUAGCACAUCUCGACGCGUCUGUCUUUCCUCAGCCCAUCGACUUGUUCCAGCUGGUGUCGUCACGGUACCAAAAUUCUGACUUCGAUACCAUAUCUGUGUAAAGUACCUCGAUACUGAAACGAUACCAUGGCAAAAAAACAAAAAACUUGAGUCGUCACUUUAUCAUAGAUGACAAAAUACAGAACUUCCAAUUCUUAGUAUUUUAAUAAUUAAAAAUAUUGGGCAGCGUCAUACGUAAUUAUUAAAUUUCGGUAUGUUCAAUACUACUUUUCUGUGACCGAUACCAGUACGAGUAUUCACUCUUGAGUACUUACCGAUACCAAGUACCAAUAUGACCAGUACUUUUAAAAUAUCCCAUUCUAAAUACACAUGACAAAUAAUUGUGAAUGAAAUGUUCUUUCUUCCUGGCGUACAUGAGGAUUUGUCAACGUCUAUAACCACUGCAGUCUGGGGCC